This is a messenger RNA of Photinus pyralis (common eastern firefly), 4010 nucleotides long. Its product is annotated as transmembrane channel-like protein 2-B. Gene Ontology annotation, molecular function: mechanosensitive monoatomic ion channel activity. The record is from RefSeq and is a predicted model, not a curated record. Bases 58 to 3846 code for a protein of 1262 amino acids. Gene Ontology annotation, cellular component: plasma membrane. The transcript has 12 exons. Lineage: Eukaryota; Metazoa; Arthropoda; Insecta; Coleoptera; Lampyridae.
GUUGUGUGUUAGUGGAACAAAUUUCAUACGUCGGUCUAGGUGCGGUUCGUAUGAUUAAUGUGUGCAUAUCCAGACCGUCGAGACGCCGAAGAAGCGCACCAUCUUGUACUCGCCGAUUUAGAGAAAAUGGAUGAAAAAGGGGACCGGUCCAGGCCGAAGGAGCCCGUGGGAAUUUUACGCAUCACGGACGGUUCGACGAAACCUCGACGCAGCCAGUCGGAGGUUCGACUUUUAUUGCAGGGAGAACCGCCUUCCCCACAACCAUCAGUCGACCGUCUCUCCGUAACCUUUGCAGAAGACUCGAUCAAGACCGAAAGUUCCUCACGCUUCCAUUUCCAAAAUUCGAGCAUGUCAUCGCAAGUUGCGGACAAAGUCCACUUCCCGACCACAGACGGGGAGGAUUCCGAGGAGGACUACUCCGCGAGCGUGAACGCCAUAAUUCAACGAAAAGCCUCGCUACGGCGAUCCCGGAAGCGCAGCAAGCGACGGACGAGUUCGUCGUACAGUCCGGACAUACUACCCGGUCAGUUUAGCCGUCGACCAUCGGUUUACACCACCAGCUCCGGAGACACUGCGAUUACUGUUGACGAAUCGCCUGUUUUGGAGUUGACCCAAGAGCAAAUUUUCGAAAAUAUUAGGUUGCACAAGGAGGUGCUGAGUAAUGUCAAAAUGCAACCGUGGAAUAUGAGGAAGAAACUUAAGCUGGUUAUGCAGGCGAAAAGUUACGUGAAACGCCACGAGGGUGCGUUACAAGAACGCUUCACGCAAACGCAUUCGUUGAACAACAUGAUUGCUAGGUGGAACAUUUACUUAAUUAAGAAAUUGCAUCAGUGUCGUAGGGAAAUGGCUAACCUCUCCAACUUGCUGAUACCAUGGGAACGUAGAAUAAAAGAGAUAGAGUCGCACUUUGGAUCCGUGGUCGCUUCGUAUUUUAUAUUUUUGAGAUGGUUGUUUUGGGUUAAUGUCGUUAUGUCGGCUGUAAUCGGCUUGUUUGUUGUUAUGCCUGAGAUCAUAAUAAGUGACACCAAUCCCGACAGAAAAGAUAUUUUAUCAGAAGACAAGUACAAUUCCACCAACUUCUUGACAAUGUGGGACUUUGAAGGGGUUUUAAAAUACACGCCCUUAUUUUACGGCUGGUACACAAACGCGGAUUCCCAGUCGGGCUAUCGCUUACCACUGGCUUACUUCAUGACACAGUUGGCAGUCUACAUUUACAGUUUCGUGGCAACGCUCCGCAAAAUGGCGGCCAACUCGCGCAUGUCCAAAUUAUCGGAGAAGGACGAUGAAUCGAUUUUUACGUGGAAACUGUUCACAGGUUGGGAUUAUAUGAUCGGAAACCCGGAGACCGCGCAAAAUCGGAUUAUGUCAAUCGUUAUGGGAUUCAAAGAGGCGCUCCUCGAGGAAGCGGAGAAGAAGCGCAAGGCCCGAAACUGGAAGGUUAUCUGGAGUAGAGUGUUUGUAAAUAUUGUAGUUCUAAUUCUGUUCGCACUUUCGGCGGCCGCGGUCGUCGAGGUGGUCAGGAGAUCCACCGAAGACGAAGCGAACAGCUCCAUCUGGCGUAGAAAUGAAACAACCGUCGUCAUGACGUUCUUAUCCUUUGUAUUCCCAAUGAUCCUAGAAUUUUUAGGCUUCAUGGAGCAGUACCACCCAAGGAAACAGCUGCGAAUACAAUUGGGACGGAUUAUGCUCCUGAACCUCCUAAACUUAUACUCGCUUAUUUUUGCGCAAUUUGAUAAGAUAGAUGAUAUGACUGCAGAGCUGCUUAAGUUCAGACCCAACGUUUCGUCAAUUUCGAAUGACCCUACCACGCCGAGCUACGGAGAUUCCCCACCCACUCCCAUGGCGCUCAUCGGUGGUAUAGAACCGCAAGUUAUCUGUCGCACAAUUUGCUACAACUACACCGUGGAAGAAUCAGAGGGGACGCUCGCGAGUACAAUUUCAACAAUCGCCUCAACUGUAGCCUCUACUGCUCUGCCGAAAUUAUGGGAGGCUUUGAAUUUGACUGGAAGCACAACUGAGAGUGAUAAUUUUACGUGGAGAGACAUUUACGACAACGUAACCGAUGAGAACUUGCAACAGCUGUCGAGUAACUUUCUAAUGGGCUUCCAAGACUACUUGAAUUUCCUGUUGGGGUCGAUCGGUCAGGAUGCGAACGCAACCGAGGCCAAUGUAACAGAUGUUACCGAUUUGACCAGCGCCACCGGUUACGACCUGUUGAAGACGACGAUGUCUACAAUUUUGAAUACGACCAUUGACGAGGAUGGCGAAAUUCCGUUCACCGCAUUCUAUACGGAGGUGAGCGGUCUUGUUGGAAGAUUCGUGGAGAAAUGCGAGGAGGUAUGCGAAACGGUUUGGCCGCCUACCACAACGGAGGUAAGUACCGCUGCAGUAACGGCGGUUGCAACGCCGUUCAGCGGGGAACACGAUUACCCCACGAAAGCGAAGCUGAGAUCGCUCUGUUGGGAAACAAUGUUCGGCCAAGAGCUGGUUAAGUUGACGGUUAUGGAUCUAGUGUUUACGAUCGCUGGGACUGUUGGAAUCGAUUUCUUGCGAGGCGUUUUUGUGCGAAUCAUGAAUCGGUGUUGGUGCUGGGAUUUGGAAAAGGUCUUCCCGGAGUACGGAGAAUUCAAGGUGGCCGAAAACAUUCUGGCGCUGGUGAACAAUCAAGGAAUGGUGUGGAUGGGAAUGUUCUUUUCUCCUGGAUUAGUCGCAAUUAAUAUCGGCAAGCUGAUAGUGCUAAUGUACCUGCGUUCUUGGGCUGUAUUGACCUGCAACGUUCCCCAUGCCGUAGUCUUCCGAGCGUCGCGCUCAAAUAACUUCUAUUUCGCCCUUCUUUUAAUUAUGCUGUUUUUGUGCGUACUGCCGGUUGGGUACGCGAUCGUUUGGGUUGAACCCUCUUGGAACUGCGGCCCGUUCUCGUAUUACAGCCGAAUUUACCACAUUCUAACAAAGACCAUCAGGAAGUUACUGCCGCAGAAGCUUCACAGGGCGAUGGAGUAUGUUGUUUCGCCUGGAAUCGUGAUACCGAUCCUAGUUAUUUUGGUACUAAUUAUUUAUUACCUAAUUUCCUUGACCAACUCGUUACGCGAGGCAAAUUCGGACCUGAAGGUGCAACUACGACAGGAAAGAACCGAGGAAAGACGGAAGAUGUUUCAAAUUGCGGAUCGUAAAAGGGCGCAGACCUCCGGACCUGGUAGUAUCGACAACACACCGUUCGCAAGGUGGAAAAAACUGAUUCACAGCCUCCCUAGCACUAAAAGCACGGAAGAACCACCGCCCAAAACCCCAGUCGACAGUGACGAAGAAAAAAUGCACAAGGCUCGAGAUGUUGUCGUUAGGUUUCUGAGAAGAGCCAUGCAAAAACCCGACAACGAAAAUGGACGCCAAGUCGAAGAGGAAGCGACCGACAACGAACAGCACGACUCGCUACCAGAUGACGUCAACAGGACCCCAAACGACAUGAGAAAGUAUAGCAACGCUGACCACAGCGAAAUCAGACGUUUCCAUAUUCCCGACUUACAAAAAAGGCGCAAUUCUGUUGAUUCUAAACGAGGGGAGGAGUGGCGUCAGAGUUACCGCAGUAGUUCCCCCUCGAACAGUUCAAAGGAGACCAGGCAAGAUUCGAUCACGUCGUCCAUUUGGUCCGACAAUAUACCCAUUAUUACCAUAAGCAAAACUGAAAGCGCGGAAAAUAUUCUGAGAGAGAACGGUUCGAAUGAGGCUUCCCCGAAAAUAAGAAACAUACUUAAGAAGCAAGCGGAGGUGGCUACUGAAAACGACUCUGACGGACAAUGUAGUGAUGAUGAGUCUACAAAAACUACUGUGAAAUCGAUUAACAUUUGCUGAAAUCACUUGUCAAUCUAUUCUUUUUGAAUGUGCCGGGAAUGAGACUUGGGUACAAGACGUUCUGUGUAUUUCGCCAACAAAUCAAGGAAGAGGAGGGCGAUGAAGGUGUAGCAUUUCAUUAAAAACAAUUCCAGCUUGUAAAAUUAAUAAAUUAUAAAAAAUCA